Girardinichthys multiradiatus is the source of this 1580-nucleotide messenger RNA. RefSeq names its product insulin induced gene 2 (gene insig2). Gene Ontology annotation, biological process: SREBP signaling pathway; SREBP-SCAP complex retention in endoplasmic reticulum; cholesterol biosynthetic process. The transcript is spliced from 7 exons. Lineage: Eukaryota; Metazoa; Chordata; Actinopteri; Cyprinodontiformes; Goodeidae. Gene Ontology annotation, cellular component: SREBP-SCAP-Insig complex; endoplasmic reticulum. Bases 243 to 950 code for a protein of 235 amino acids. The record is from RefSeq and is a predicted model, not a curated record.
UAACGUAGUUGCGUCAUGGGUGUCGAUAAGCCGGAAGUCGCCGCAGUGAAGGGAGUAGCAGAAAUCUUAAAAACUGCCGUCAACUUUCUUUAAUAACGAAGUGAGUCUUUGUAAAGAUCUUUGCCAUAUGUUGUACGAACUUCCGGGAUAGAAUAAGCUUUGGUAUGCCAGAUGAGACCUUUGGACACAGACAUGGUGGAGACGGAUACUUGCUGCUCUGAUUAUGUGCAUCACUGACUACUAUGAACAACAGUGCAUCAACCAGUGACCAGCAGCAGGGGUCAAGAUCUGGAGAGAGACCGCACCAUUUGCGGGGACCCUAUGUUUCAUUUAUCACCGACAGGACCACCAACCUUUUAAUUCGAGGGGGAAUGCUGUUCUUUGUUGGUGUCUUCUUGGCUCUUGUGCUAAACUUACUUCAGGUGCAGAGAAAUGUCACACUUUUCCCCCCAGAUGUCAUCAGUAGUAUCUUCUCCUCAGUCUGGUGGGUGCCACCCAGCUGUGGCAUGGCUUCAGCCAUGAUUGGAAUGUUGUACCCCUGCAUCGACAGAAGGCUCGGUGAACCUCACAAGUUCAAGCGAGAGUGGUCUAGUGUGAUGCGAUGUGUGGCUGUAUUUGUUGGUAUCAACCAUGCCAGUGCUAAAGUAGACUUUGCUAACAACGUCCAGUUGUCUCUGACCCUGGCAGCACUUUCGAUUGGUUUGUGGUGGACAUUCGACCGCUCCCGCAGUGGCUUUGGUUUGGGAGUCAGCAUUUCCUUACUGGCCACACUGGCCACCCAGAUCCUGGUUUACAAUGGAGUCUUUCAGUAUACUAAUCCAGAUUUCCUUUACAUUCGCUCUUGGCUUCCCUGCAUCUUCUUUGCUGGGGUUAUCACCAUGGGAAACAUCGGACGGCAGCUUGCUUUGUAUGAAUACAAGUUCCUGCAAGAGAAGACCCAUUUGGACUAAGUAUACCGGGUGUCAUCAAACAGUUUGGACAUGUCAAACAAAGCUAUUGACUGGCUGAACACUUCAGAUGAAGACAGUAUUUUUGAUUAGCCAUUUUUAAGUCUUUUCAAGACAUUUCAGCUGCUUUGUUUGUAAAGAUUUUGCUAUGGGAUGAAGUCACUUUAUCAAGUCGAAGGACUCCAAAGCUCUUUACACUACACAUUCACACACCGACAGUCGAAAGCUACAUUGUAACCACAGCUGCAGUGGUGCAGAAUUGAAAGUGGAGCUGCCAUACAAUCUGUGCCACUGGGCACUCUGACCACCAUCAGCAGGCAAAGCAGGUAAGGUGUCUUGCCUAAGGACACAACGACUGAGACAGACAGCAUGGUUUUGAACCGGUUACAGGACAAACCCCUACCACCUGAUCCACCGUUGGCCCAAGAUCAUGCCAGAAGAGUUCAUAUUUUCCCCCUCUGUGGUGCAGUCUAUGCUUUUAACUGGAAAGGGAUUAUAGAAAGAUUCCUUCUUCCUUCAAACUCUGGCUGCAAUGUGCCAAAACAAAAUCGGUCCUUAUUUCCUGAUUCCAUCACAUCCUUCAUGUAUCAGUAAAAAUCCUUGCCGUUUGCUUAAAAUAAAUCCUGAAAGACA